Wallemia mellicola CBS 633.66 is the source of this 1402-nucleotide messenger RNA. RefSeq lists its product as hypothetical. The coding region runs from base 431 to 1111 and encodes 226 amino acids. The record is from RefSeq and is a predicted model, not a curated record. The transcript has a single exon. NCBI's taxonomy places the organism in Eukaryota, Fungi, Basidiomycota, Wallemiomycetes, Wallemiales, Wallemiaceae.
AAAGGGCUCUCAUAUUAGUUUGUAGAAUAUAUCGUGGUUGAUGGUAUAUCAGAUAAUAAUAACAUGGUUGGAAGAUCGUCCCGUAUUCGUUUUAUCAAAUCUACCUCGAUUUUUUAUACCAUUCUUUAUAUGCUAUGUUCAGCUGCAUAUGUGGAAGGAGCUUCAAAGCACGACUUUCUUCAAAACCGCAGUUCUAAGGGGCUGUUAUAUUAUUAUAAUGCUACUGGUAACGCUGAUUAUGAUAAAGGUGGAGAUCACUACGAUGUUUUGAGAGUCCUUGGAUGAUAUCAUUUACGAUUUGGAUGAACGUUAUCCCAUUACUCAGGAUGGGGAAGUAAAUUAUACCUCAAUUUAUACAGUAGGAGGUGAUUUGUAUAAAGUAAUAAGUGAUGCUGAUGCAGAAACGGGAGCUCUGAACAAGAAGCUAGCUAUGAGAGCCUGUUGUGCCGAUCAUUAUAGUAAGAGAGACCAAUCUACCGGCUAUAGUCCCCUAAGACCUAAUCAUGCUGAUGCUGCUGUAAUGUCUGUACCCCCAGAAGAAGCAGAACAAAAGGAUUUGGAUACAUUGAUCUAUGAUAACAGGACCAAUCCCGAACAGCAAGCAAUAAUGGUGAGAGAUAUUGAAAACGGUCGAUAUGUACCAGGUUCACCUAGAGCUUCAGCUUGGUGGCAGACUAUUGUAGGAGGUACAGUGGACAGUUUCUUGAGUAAUCUUUUAUGGAAUUUGGCCGACAGGGCGCACCAAGAAGGCUAUUCCAGUAGAAAUUGCUUUGAUCAGGUUAGCACUUGGCUUGAUGAUACUUAUAAGAUGUCUUUCCAGGUCAGAGGAGCAGGAAAUUGUGGUACUGAUGCUGAAACCCAAACAAUUUAUGAUGCUCUGAUUGAAAUAGUUGAUAAGUGGAGAGAAAGACAGGCUAGAAGAGCAUGUGAAACUAUAGACAUGAGGGAGGUGGAAGGCUUGAAUUUGCUAUGUCGUCGACAGGACAACCCGUUUAUGAAAUAUUCUACCAAGAUAAGGAGUUUUACGCCUGUAAAGGAAAUGAACACAGUCAACCCACUUGUGAAAAAGUACACUCUCUCCAUGAUGAGUUGUAGCUUAUACAACAUUUAGGAUAAUUACUGCAGGAUGUAGAAAGGUACUUAGGUGUUGUACGGUUCCAAGUAGAUAACCUAAUCUCCAUUUGAAAAAUAUGUUAAUGAAAAACAAAACAAGCUAAAAAAUAUAUAACAAAAAGAUAUAUAUAAAAUAUAAUAAAGUAUACUAGUUUACAAAUAAAUAAGCUAGGAUGAAAUAAAUAAAAUAAUAUAAAACCAACAGACCGGAGCUACUUUCCACCUUUUAAAUGGAAGAGGUUGCACGCCGACUCCAAGUGUAGACGUUACCUAUGAUGCUCUUACCGGU